Brassica napus (rape) is the source of this 1615-nucleotide messenger RNA. RefSeq lists its product as uncharacterized. NCBI's taxonomy places the organism in Eukaryota, Viridiplantae, Streptophyta, Magnoliopsida, Brassicales, Brassicaceae. The record is from RefSeq and is a predicted model, not a curated record. The transcript has 3 exons. The coding region runs from base 387 to 1217 and encodes 276 amino acids.
AAUAUAAUAAGUUUGUCAUCACAGUUAUCUGCAAAUUCAGGAGAGGCUGCUAACUGUGAGUCAAAAGUGACAACAAGAAUGCAUAUGCACUUAGGUAAGAACCAACUAUGCAUUUGCCUAAAUAAAUCACUAAUUACCAAAUUUAGGAAAUAAAUUGCAACUAUCGAUCAACCCCAUCACACAAUCUCAACCCUUUAAUAAUCUCGCCGCCUUCUCUAAUUCCUAAAUAUUAUCUUCCAGUCACGUCCUCCCAAUCAAUUGGCUCUCUUCUCUCCUCUUCUCUUUUCCCUUAUUGUUUGUCUAGAUUCUUCGUCUGCCACCAACCCGCCGCCGUAUGAUCUCUUUGGUGGUGGCGAUUACACCAUAUAUUUGUUAGUUUUAUUGUUAUGGGCUGCAAUGGCUCAAGGCUAGGAGGUGCGGCAGCUGCGAGAACAGAUGAGGGCGGCGUUGUACCACUUCCCGCGGGAAUACGUCCGCUUCUCCGGCGAAGAUUAGAGGAGAUGAAGAAACGGAGCCAUGCAAGCGUCUUGAAAGGAAACCAGACGUUGUCCAAGAAGGAGCUUCUAAGGCACGGCUCCUCUGAGGUCGACGACGGAGAAGAGAUGGAGGAGAAACACGACAGCUUGAAGUUGUCGGCUAAGGUUGCUCCUGUGCCUGAUCAUCACGUGGAAGAGAAGAAAGAGGUUAUUUAUGAAAAGAUUUCGUCGAGAGAUGGUGUUAAAGAAGUGAAGAAAGAGGAGGAAAUUGUGAAGAAACAAGAUGAAGACAAUCAUCAUCAUGGUGUCGUUGAUGAUGUAGCCAUGAAUGUUAACAAAGAGGGAGAUAAUGGUUCUAACCAUAAUGAGCAUGACAAGGUCAUCAAUGAUAAGAAGGAUGAAGAUGAUAGUGUUGAUCAUGAUGAAGGGAGGAUGAGCAACUUUGAUGAGAGGAUGAUAUGUCCUGGAUCUCCAAGCUUUAGGGUUUAUUGCAUCGAUGUUACUUCUGAUGAUGAUGAAGAAGAAGAAAAAGAUGCUGAAGACACGAGAAAGUCGAUGGAAUCCGAAAGCGUCCUCAUAGAAUCAAAAGAGGAUGAAAGCAUCGUUAAAAAGGAGAAAAGAGAAAGAAAAGGAAAGAGAUUCGGAAUAGCAUUGCCAAGGAAGUAUUUGGCUAAUGUGACUGCAGGAUGCAUGGGCAACCACACUCAUGCUCGUCUGAUGCAAGAGAAAUCGAGCCAGUGAUCUAAAUAUGUUUGCCAUCUUUGAAUUGAUUUGGUCAAGGAAGAACGGUGUGUUGUACGUACGGACGAUGCAUAAUCAAAAGAUACCCCAUCAUGUAAUCUGUUAAUUAGACCUUUGAUUUAUUUUGAGGGACUCUUGUUUCAGAAUUAGUACAAUCUCUUCUUCAUCUUUGCUUUCUCUGAGAAUAAGUUAGUGUUUGACAAAUUUUACUUCUUUUUCACGUGGACAGAUUAAGUAAUUGAACUUGUGCAAUUAAAAAAUGGGAGAACUAGCAAAAUAAGUCAUUCUCAACUUUAUUUGUCAGAACUUUUGAUCUUUUAGACCAUUUUGGAACAUGUUUUACCAAUUUGUAACAUAAAAAUAGUAAUUUAAGUUUCUAAGGUUUCUUGCAGAUUAUA